UAAGCGCACGCAUGACCGAACUCACAAAACAGGGUAUAGGCACCACUACUAAACAGGCAGAGGCGAUAAGCGAGGAAACAGAAAGCACUCUCUGGGAAAAGGGUUUGCUUGGGAAUACCAGUUCUAAAGCUAUAAUGAAUACCAUGUUUUUCUAUAACAGUAAACUUUUUGGACUCAGAGGUGUAGAUGAGCAUUGGAAUCUGUCCGUGGACCAGUUCGAACUGGGAAAGGAUCAGACGGGUGCCUAUAUAUUAUUCAAGGGCAGAGCCAACAAAACGUACAAAGGUGGACUCAAUCAGCGGAACUUAAGUGCCAAAAACUUAAAACACUAUCUACAAAAUCCAGUACUUUUUAAGAUAUAUGAACAAUAUUUGAAUAUUGUACGUGAUUUAAAUGGAACAGCCGUUUACAGGAGACCGCUAGAUAAAGGAAGUAUUAAGUUUGGUGAACAGUCGGUAGGGGUCAACAAAUUGUCUAAUAUCAUGAAAACCAUGUGUGCAGAAGCCGGAAUAGAUGGGUAUUUCACUAACCACUCUGGUAAAAGGACAUGUGCCACGACAUUAUACCAGGCAGGAGUCCCAGAACAAGAAAUCAUGAACAGAACAGGCCAUAGGUCAGUGGAGAGUGUUAGAAAAUAUAAAAGGGCUUCCAAUGAGAUGUUAAAGGAUAUCUCAAAUAUCCUUGAACCGAGCGAAAGCAUUUGCAAGAAAAUUAAACAUGAAGACAGCACAGAAAUUCAGAAUCGCACAGAAAAUCGUGAACCAUCAAAAAGUGCUGCAGGAGGCGUUGGAAGUUUGUUCACUGGGUGUGUGUUCAAUUUUAAUAGUGGAAGUUAAAUAUAUUUGUGAUUAUUUCAGUAUUUCAUAAUUUGUGGAUUAUGUGGUGUCUUUUAUUCAAAGGAAU
Mytilus californianus (California mussel) is the source of this 903-nucleotide messenger RNA. RefSeq lists its product as uncharacterized. Lineage: Eukaryota; Metazoa; Mollusca; Bivalvia; Mytilida; Mytilidae. Gene Ontology annotation, biological process: DNA recombination; DNA integration. Gene Ontology annotation, molecular function: DNA binding. The transcript is spliced from 2 exons. The record is from RefSeq and is a predicted model, not a curated record. Bases 12 to 836 code for a protein of 274 amino acids.